GGUGCUGUUACCAGAAGAAAAGGCCCCACGGGUGGGAAAAGUUUCUCAACAACGACAGUAAUGUUUCUGGGACAAAUCAGGACUCGCAGAACGGGCCUACAAGUUCGAACAAGACGUGGAGAGAGCCUCUGGUGUUGUUGAUGAUGAUGAAGAUGAUGUCAGAAUGACUCCUCUACCGCUGAGCAGGUCCUGAUCUCUGCUGUGUUUAUUUCGUAAGUGUGUCUUGUUGCUCCACCUCCCAGCGCCUUGAGCGGAGCCCGCAGUCGAGUCGCACUGAGGAAGCGGCAGACGUGAGGAGAACUGAGCCGAGAACUGAGCUGAGAGAUGGCCGAGAAUAAAGUGGGUCCGAACCUCCAGGCUGGAGCUGGAUUCCUCGCCAAGCGGGUCCAGAAGUCCUUUAGUAGAGCACAGGAGAAGGUUCUUCAGAAACUGGGCAAAACCAUGGAGACCAAAGAUGAACAGUUUGAGCUCUGCUUCCAGAACCUCAACAAACAGCAGAUCGACGGAACCAGGUUGUUUAAAGACGUGAAGGCGUACUAUGCGGCGGUGAAAACUGUGCAUGAAACAUCCAAGCGACUGUCCCUGACCCUGAGAGAAGUGUAUGAGUCAGACUGGGACGGUGUGGACGACCUUGCUGUCAUUACAGAGAGUGAGGACUUGCUAUGGAACGACUUUGAGGAGAAAAUAAGUGACCAGCUCGUCCGCACCAUGGAGAACUACACCAGCCAGUUUCCUGAGGUCAAGGACCGGGUUGCGAAGCGGGGACGUAAACUGGUGGACUACGAUUCAGCUCGUCACCACCUGGAAGCUCUGCAGAGCGCCAAGAAAAAGGACGAAGCCAAAAUCACCAAGGCAGAGGAGGAGUUCAACAAAGCGCAGACUGUCUUUGAGGAGAUAAAUAACGAGCUGCGGGAGGAGCUGCCUGUUCUCUACCAGAGUCGAAUCGGCUGCUACGUCACCGUGUUCCAGAACAUCUCGAACCUGAGAGAUGUCUUCUAUAAGGAAAUGAGCGUGCUAAACCGGGAACUUUACAAUGUGAUGAAGAAGCUGGAGACUCAGCACUCGGGCAAAAAUUUCAUCAUCAAGGGUUUGAGUAGCUCAACUACCAAGUCAAAGAAAAGAAGGUCCCUGGCCAUCUCCAACCCCAUCCCCUGCAACACGGCUUUCCCAGCUGACCAUGUCUCCAUCCAUUCCUCCACCCAAAACGGCAAAGAGGCUGCUCCAACUUCCCCCGUCCAACAGACUCAAAGUGUUUCUGAAGAAGACACUGCCCCAGAGGAGAGAGCCGCCCCAUCUGAAAGUGUCACUUCAUCAGACUCGGAUCUCAGCUCCAGCGGUGUGAAUACACCCAAGAGGCAAUCUGUGUGCGACAAUGAGAACAGCAGCAAGAGCACACGCAAUGAGAGUCCGGAGGACCUGGAGGCAGAGCUCGCCACCAAUCAGUCGGAUGACUCUGGACUCGGGGUGCCAAAGUCUGAGGCGGCGAAUCAGGAACUGUCCAGCCCCUCUGAUAUGGCAGAUGGCGAUGAUGUGCAAAGUCUCGACCAGAGCCCUGUGGACGAUCAGUCAUCAGAGGAGGCCAAACCCGAACCUCCGCCUGUUCCGGCUCCCCGCCACUCCUUCCACUCCACAGACCAACAGCCUCUGCUACCUGCCGAAGGGGAGCAUCAGAUGGAAACAUCAGACAAUCCAGAGACCGCAGAGGAGAGAGAUGACUUGAGUUCUCAGAAUCCACCUGGCUUUCUCUACAAGGCGGUGGCGACAGAGAGCAAUGAAUCCUCUGAAGAAGGCCAGCUGCAGUUUGAACAAGGAGACGUCAUCCUGGUGCUAGCUGACACCCAAGAACUGGACGGCCUGCUGAUGGGGAUCAGGGAGGAGAGCUGGAAGCAGCAUCAGGAUCUGGACCACCACUCUGGGAUCUUCUCAGGAAGCCUGGUCGGGCCGCUGCAGGCGGACUGAGGCCGCCGGCCCUCUGACGUUUCUCCUUCCUCUGAGCUGAUACUGGGUCACAUGAUGAUGAUGCAACCUGUGGAACAAACGGGACCAAGCUGAUGAACAUUACAUAAGUGUUGUUUGAAAAUGUUUCAGUAUUUUCACCUCUUUAUGUUUUUACAAGAUUUCUACAAGCCACUGUGAAACGAUCUUUGAAAGCUGUGUUUUUAAUAUUUUACAAAAAAAAAUCAAUAAAGUUCUAAAUGAUGGGGGAA
Molecule: messenger RNA, 2207 nt
Organism: Poecilia latipinna (sailfin molly)
Lineage: Eukaryota; Metazoa; Chordata; Actinopteri; Cyprinodontiformes; Poeciliidae
Gene: bin2b
Product: bridging integrator 2b
Exons: 12
Coding region: 325-1959 (544 amino acids)
Biological process (GO): phagocytosis, engulfment; podosome assembly; plasma membrane tubulation
Cellular component (GO): podosome; plasma membrane; cytoplasm
Molecular function (GO): phospholipid binding; protein binding
Source: RefSeq, a predicted model, not a curated record